CGCGGGCGCGGUGCGGCGGUGCGCGAAGCGGGACAUGGGCAGUGUCUUGAGGAAGGGCAAAGCCGUGCAGCAGGCUCCCGGCACGGCGCGGCGGGGACCGGCAGAGGGAGCACAGAAGCUGCAAGAAGGGCAGUGGCAUGUAACGGCAGAAGGUUCACAGCCAUUUGGUUUUGUACAGGAGGAGCAAAUAGAAGAGGAUGAGAAAACUUUAAAGGCAUAUAAGGAAGGCAGUCUUCAAAAACAGCAAGAAAUGAACGGGCAUACGGUGGUGCCGCAUUCCUACGACUAUGAUCUCAUUGUCAUUGGUGGAGGCUCUGGUGGUCUGGCAGCUGCCAAGGAGGCUGCCAAAUACGAAAAGAAAGUGAUGGUGCUGGACUUUGUCACGCCUACACCUCUGGGAAACUCAUGGGGUCUUGGAGGAACAUGUGUGAAUGUGGGCUGUAUACCUAAAAAAUUGAUGCACCAGGCAGCUUUACUGGGACAGGCCUUGCAAGAUUCGCGUAAAUUUGGAUGGCAGUUCCCAGAAGAAGUCAAACACAACUGGAUGACUAUGACAGAAUCUGUGCAGAAUUACGUUGGUUCACUGAACUGGGGCUAUCGGGUUGCUCUGAGAGAGAAAAAAGUCACAUAUGAGAAUGCAUAUGGAGAAUUUGUCGGGCCACACACAGUUAAGGCAACAAAUAAAAGAGGAGUUGAGAAGCUGUACACAGCUGAGAGAUUUCUCAUUGCCACUGGUGAACGACCACGAUACCUGGGUAUACCUGGAGACAAGGAAUACUGCAUUAGCAGUGAUGAUCUUUUCUCUCUGCCUUACUGUCCAGGGAAAACCCUGGUGGUUGGAGCUUCCUAUGUUGCCUUGGAAUGUGCAGGAUUCCUUGCUGGUGUUGGAUUAGAUGUCACUGUAAUGGUGAGAUCCAUUCUCUUAAGAGGAUUUGACCAGGAUAUGGCAAACAAAAUUGGCGAAUAUAUGGAAGAACAUGGAAUCAACUUUAUUAGGGAGUUUGUGCCGAUCAAGGUUGAGCAGAUUAAGGAAGGAACUCCUGGAAUAUUGAAAGUUACAUCCAAGUCCACAAAGGGGAAUGAAAUAAUUGAAGGGGAAUACAAUACUGUGCUGCUAGCAAUUGGAAGAGAUGCAUGCACAAGGAAAAUUGGUUUGGACAAAGUUGGAGUGAUUAUCAAUGAAAAAACAGGAAAAAUUCCUGUCAACGAUAAGGAGCAAACAAAUGUGCCAUAUAUCUAUGCAAUUGGAGAUAUACUGCAGGACAAGCUGGAGCUCACACCAGUGGCAAUCCAGGCAGGGAGAUUGUUAGUUCGAAGGCUUUAUGCUGGAGCAACCACUAAGUGUGACUAUGUGAAUGUUCCAACUACUGUAUUCACUCCUUUGGAGUAUGGAGCAUGUGGGUAUACUGAAGAGGCUGCGGUGGAGAAGUUUGGGGAGGAAAACAUUGAGGUGUACCAUAGUCACUUCUGGCCACUGGAAUGGACUGUGCCAUCCAGAGACAACAACAAAUGCUACGCAAAGAUAAUUUGCAAUAUUCAAGACAGUGAGCGAGUCAUUGGUUUCCAUGUCCUUGGUCCAAAUGCUGGAGAAGUCACCCAAGGGUUUGCAGCUGCUAUGAAAUGUGGGAUCACAAAAGAACAGUUGGACAACACCAUAGGAAUUCAUCCCGUGUGUGCAGAGAUAUUCACCACCCUGACCGUGACUAAACGUUCUGGUGAAAAUACCCUUUUGUCUGGAUGCUGAGGUUAAAGACCUCCCAUUCUUGUUAUUGCCAGAGGCUGGCUUUCAUCGUAGUGUCUGACUUGACUUGUGAAAUUCAGAAGAAAGAUUUUGGAAGAAGUUGUCCUUAGACAUUCCUGCAGAAAUGUGUGGAUCUUGAGCAGAGCGUCAUCCAAAGGAGAAGAGCACUGUGGGAGCUGGGCACUUACGGUGAUCGCCUGGCAAUUAGCAAUGCAAUGGGAAUAUUGACUGCCAAGCUGAUGCUUAGCAGAGCAUUUAAAUGCUUUCAUGAAGUCACAGCCUGAAGCCUGCAUUGUCUGGUGGGCAGUGAUGGAACAACUGCUAGCACAGCUGGACCCCAACUGUUUUGGUUUGGUUUUAUUCCUCUCUAGUUUCUUACUUGAACAAAGAACUUCUGGACUCAAGAAAAUGACCGCAACUUCAGAUAGUUGUAUAGUGCCUUUGUGUACUUAGGUUAUAACACAGCAGUUGCAAGGUCUCCUUGUGAGCAUGUGUUUUAUCAGCUUACAUGCUUGUGGAGGGGAAGUUGCAUCUACAUAUUUGAUCCUAUGGAAGAAAAUAUCCUUGGAAGAGAGUUUAGUGCCUUUUAGAAUAACAUAUUUCUUGGCUUCGAACUGACUCAGUUGUGACUUUUUAUUUUAGAACUAUUUAUUUGUGAAAAUGUUCUUAGUGAGGAAGGAAAAUACUUUUUACUAAGGCUGUAUUAUAUAGAAAGUUGUGUUUUUUCCUUCUGGAAGUAGCAGCCAUGCCUAUAACACAGACGUGAUCUCCUUAGCUUUAUCUUGCAGCUUAUGUGAUUAUAAUUAAUCCAGUUUGGAACUGACACAAUUCCAGUGUGGAAUGAAUUGUGCUUCCAAGAGCUCUGUACACCUUUACUAAAUCUGAAUAAGCCCUUCCUUUCUGGGUGAGCUAUCAUAUGUUGCACCAUUCCAGCUCUAAAUUGGCCACUUUGCGCACAGCAGUAUUGAAACUUCCCCUCAGAUUAGUGGGCCAGUAGAAUUAAAACAAUGAACCAAAGAACACUCCCCAAAGCAAACAAACAAGCAAACCUCCCACCCCAGCUCCAAAAACCUGUAAUGAAAAUUCUAUGUAGAUACAGGCUAAAAUCUGUGUUUAGUUCCAUUUGUGUUUUGAUUUAUAUUUAAAAAAAGACUUUCAAAACAGGUUUCCAUGGGAAAUAACAGAUUCCUGAAUGUUCCUCCUGUGUUGGAUAAACUUGCGUACAUAUUUAUUAAGAAAUGGUAAAAAUGCUUCUCUGUAAUGGAAAUGAAUGGGCUUAUUGAUCUGGUCUUUCAUUUCCCUCUGUUUUAGCAGAAAGGUUUAGGUUACUUUUGUUAAAUGGUUCUCAGGAGUUUACUAGUGCGGGCGGUGUGAAUAGAGGGUGAGCUCUCUGGCCCUCUGGGCAGAAUGCUUUAUGCCGAAAUUUUUACCUGGUUAAUGAAUUCCUGUAUUUCUACUGAGAUUUUGAGAAUAGUCUUGUAAGUUAUUUUUAUAAACUCAUGCAUAACUGAAGGAUUGUUAAACGUGUUUUGUAUGUUAUCAAGAAUGGUCUGUGGUAGCAAUUUUCUGGCCAGUUUCUUAAAUAAAUUGAAUAUUUGCACAAA
Melopsittacus undulatus (budgerigar) is the source of this 3345-nucleotide messenger RNA. It is a transcript of the gene TXNRD1, whose product is annotated as thioredoxin reductase 1. Bases 35 to 1744 code for a protein of 569 amino acids. Gene Ontology annotation, biological process: glutathione metabolic process; cellular response to oxidative stress; cell redox homeostasis. The record is from RefSeq and is a predicted model, not a curated record. Gene Ontology annotation, cellular component: mitochondrion; cytosol. Gene Ontology annotation, molecular function: flavin adenine dinucleotide binding; glutathione-disulfide reductase (NADPH) activity; thioredoxin-disulfide reductase (NADPH) activity. The transcript has 15 exons. NCBI's taxonomy places the organism in Eukaryota, Metazoa, Chordata, Aves, Psittaciformes, Psittaculidae.